Molecule: messenger RNA, 3702 nt
Organism: Xiphophorus hellerii (green swordtail)
Lineage: Eukaryota; Metazoa; Chordata; Actinopteri; Cyprinodontiformes; Poeciliidae
Gene: tcf24
Product: transcription factor 24
Exons: 8
Coding region: 508-1044 (178 amino acids)
Biological process (GO): developmental process; regulation of transcription by RNA polymerase II
Molecular function (GO): DNA-binding transcription factor activity, RNA polymerase II-specific; RNA polymerase II transcription regulatory region sequence-specific DNA binding; protein dimerization activity
Source: RefSeq, a predicted model, not a curated record
AAAUCUGAGGAGCUUUUUCUUUUCUUUAUUUUUUUUUUUGUAUUUGUCGUUGGAAUGACGGUCUAAAUUUCUUCCCGAUGUAACUUUUUUGAUAGGCUCCCCCCAGCAGGAAAUAAACCACAAGCGUCAAGUUCGCAGCCAAUUACAGAGGGUUACGGCCGUCCGAGUUAAAAAGCAAAGGAGAACCCUGCCUCUGGCGGUGAAAACAAGACCCCCAGACAGAAAAAAGUUCCGCGAAGAUCAGGCUUCUCCGCUGUGAGGGAGUGCUAUAGGCUAUGGGCAGAGUGAUUAAUUACGCUGGAGAGAACCUGUGCCGCGUGUUUCCAAUAAAUUAGGAGCUCCGGGAACUUUUACGCACACAGGUGAGGAGUUGGAUGCGCGCAUUUUGAGGAUAUUGAGGAUACAGCUUGAGGAAGGACUGCGCAAUCAAAAGGCCAUUUCGGACUGUAUUCAUGACGUUUAUCAAAACAGCGCUUUGGAUAAAUACCAGAGAUUUGUAAUACCCAUAUGGUUGGAAGUGAGGCGCUUCAAAUGGACGGUGGUAAUUGCUCCAGCUCGGUGGUGGAUGUGGAUGACAGCCCGGUCUCCAGUCCCGGCUCCAGCCCCAGUCCGGACGGCCGUCGUCGCGGUGAGCUGCACCGGCCCAGGGCGCUGCAGGCCGGCGCGCUCGGCGGCAGAGGACGCCCGGCGGCGGCCAACGCGGCGCGGGAGAGGAGCCGGGUGCAGACGCUGAGGAACGCGUUCUUGGAGCUCCAGAGGACUUUACCGUCGGUGCCGCCGGAUACCAAGCUGUCCAAACUCGACGUGUUGAUACUAGCCACCACCUAUAUUGCCCAUUUGACUCGAACACUGCAGGAGGAAGGCGCAGAUGAAGGAGAGAGCACAAAACAAACAGAAGCGUUACACUCACUGAAAGGUGAAGGCUACCUGCACCCUGUAAAGAAAUGGCCAAUGCGAUCCAGAUUGUACGUCGGAGCAACUGGACAGUUCCUGAACAAUCCUUCCGACUCAGAGAAUCAAGGCCCGUCGUCCUCCUCCUCUUAAUAGGCCUACAUGAAUUUCAUGUAGCCACGAAAGCGACAUGACAUUUGCAUGAGCUCCAAAAUAAAAAUAAAGAAAAAAAGAAAAACUGUCCUUCCACUGCAGCUCGAAGACGAUGUAAAUUAAUAUAUUGCGUGAAUUUUACUGUAUAUAACUGUCGAACAAAAUACGCAUGCAUUUUCUUGUUGUUAGUUUAUGUGUGCGCCAUGCAGCUCCACGCAUGUCCCGUGUCUGAUCUCUGCAGAAAUUCCGUGGAGCCCGUCAUGCUUGAGCGUGCACUUUGACUUGAGACAUUUGCACUAAAUGCAUGUGUGAAUAACUUAGCAUCUGUCAUGUGAAGUGGUCUGUCAGAGGGCCGACAAUGGAGGCUUUUUAUCUCGUGUUUCUUCUUUUUACAUGCAUGGUUGUAAAUGUGUGUUUUUGUGAAUAAAUUACAAAAGAAUGCAAGAAGAAAAGACUUCGAAGAAUUUAAGAAAAGCAUACUUGUACGAUUAAUCUUUCUUUCUUUCUCUCUUUUUUUUUAAACAAAUGCUCUUUUUUACAGCAUAGGCAAUUACAUUAUUUAAUUUAGUCUAGUAUCGCUUUGGUGAUAUAUCAGAUAAUAUAUUCUGCCAUCCUUAGGUAAGUAUAAAAAUGUUUCGCGUCAGUAAUUAAUAGCAGAAAUAGAUUAAAGGAAAAUGUAAAAUAAAACCAUUUUAUCCCGUACAUCUACAUUUGAAUCGCUUUAAAUAUCAAGGAUACGAAGAGAAAAACUGUUAAUAAAAUAAUCACUUGAUAUUGAGCAUAAAUAAUUAUGCUGGAGUUUAAAACAUUAACAAACAGAAUAAGCUGUCUAAUAUAUUUGUUCUGAAGUCGCAAUUUUAAAACGUUGGAAACCAUAAUUUUGGAGAUAAUUGCAACAAAUGUCUGAAUUUUAUUUUUUUAAAUUAUUAUUAUUAUUAUUCUUGCGGCACUUUUUGAUACGAGAAUCAACUAUAAUGAUGUCAAAAUAUUUUUAAGCAUGCAUGAUUCAUUGUUUAAUUCCGUUUUUUUGCACAAUGAUGUUUUCAGAUGUGUACAAAGUUAAGCUAAAAUGACAGAAAUACAUGUUUUACCGUUUCAAUACACAACUUGGGGUUUACUUGCUUGACCAGAUAUGAACUGCAACUGCAUUUGAUGUAUUAUUAUGGUGGUUUAAAUGCUCAGCGUUUGCAGUCCGUGGCGGUCCCUUCUGCUGCGCGUCUCGAUGCAGUGCGCAGCUCUGACGCGCAGGAAGGACCAGACAGAGCGGAAGAAGUCCCACUCGGCGCCGAGAAUUUAACCAAAGCGUUCCUGCCAGCAGACCGCCGUUUAUUUGUACUAAUGCUGAUCCGUUUAGAUCCUGUCAGUCUUCACCAUGUGGCCAUAAGAUUUGUCAUGUUGGUGAUCAGAGACGCAGCCAUUUAUCUCCAUCCAGAUUGAGGUGAUAGGUUGCAGCUUUUUUUUAAGGAACAUCCCUAAAUGCUGAUUUGUCAUGUUGGUGAUCAGAGACGCAGCCAUUUAUCUGUUUCCAGAUUGAGGUGAUUGGUUGCAGCUUUUUUUAAAUGCUGGUAAGUCAAUAUUGUAUUUAUUCAGCAGGCAUUCGAGUUGUAAUGGUGAGUUCCACCUUUUUUUCCGUUUACCCAUCAGACCUAAACGGAAUGCUGAAAACGUGACAAACUGAACUAGUACUGUUCUUACCUUUACUUAAAUGAUUGCUUUCAUUUUUAACUCAUUUUCUGAUUAUUUUGGCAGGUGUCUGGAACCAGUUGAGUGAGUGCACAUUUGUGAAAGAAUGGGUCGCUGUCAGGAGCUCAGUGAAUUCCAGCGUGGAGCUGUGAUAGGAUGUCACCGGUGCAACAAAUCCAGUCGUGAAAUUUCCUCGCGUGUUGUAAGAAAAUGGAAGUGUUUGAGAAUGACAACAACUCUGCCACGAAGAGGUAGGCCACAUAAACUGACGGAGCGGGGUCAGCGGAUGCCGAUACACAUAGUGCGACGAGGUCACCAAGUUUCUGCAGAGUCAAUCACUACAGACCUCCAAACUUAGUACCAGUGAAAGGAACUCUGAAUGCUUCAGCAUACCAAGACAUUUUGGACAAUUCCACGACAAUUCCACUGAUGCACAUGACUGUGCAUCAGUCCAUCAGUGGAUGGCAGAGUCUGAACUUGACUGGCCUGCACAGAGUCCUCACCUUAACCCGAUAGAACACCUUUGGGAUGAAUUAGAGCAGAGACUGAGUGCCAGACCUUCUCGUCCAAAUGUGCUUCUGGAGUAAUGGUCAAAAAUUCCUAUAAACGCACUCAUAAACCUUCCCAGAAGAGGUGAGGCUGUUCUAGCUGCAAAAUGUGGACCGUCAUUGAAUCCUAUGGAUUAGGAAUGGGAUGUCACUUAAACUCAUAUGUGAGUCAAGACAGGUGAGCCAAUAGUUUUGGCAAUAUAGUGUAUUACAAUUCUGUAAGUUUAAUUUAAGGCUGCUGUUAAAUUGAUACUUGACUCAAAUCUGUUCAUGUUAUUUCUUAUUUUAUACUUUGUGUGAAAAUGCAUGCUUCUAUUUGCUUUUCACUUUGCUACUACAGGACAAUAAAGUAUAUUUCUAAAAUGUUUUUUUUUUUAGUCUUUCAAGUCACAUUUCUGUUAUAAAUAAUAAACUUUAUAAAUCUAAA